CGCGGGCGGCGCGGGCAGGAUUGGCUUGGCUUCUGCUACUUGUUAAGAAAAAAACAUCUGUCUUUGCAGGUGUGUGUUGUUUCAGCGCAGCAUGGCUGUGGUCAUCCGCUUGCAAGGUCUCCCGAUUGUGGCGGGGACCAUGGACAUUCGCCACUUCUUCUCUGGAUUGACCAUUCCCGAUGGGGGAGUGCAUAUUGUAGGGGGUGAACUGGGUGAGGCUUUCAUCGUUUUUGCCACUGAUGAAGAUGCAAGGCUGGGUAUGAUGCGCACAGGUGGUACAAUUAAAGGGUCAAAAGUGACGCUGUUGCUGAGCAGUAAAACUGAAAUGCAGAACAUGAUAGAACUCAGUCGUAGGCGUUUCGAAACAGCCAAUCUAGAUAUGCCACCAGCAAAUGCUAGCAGGUCGGGACCACCAGCUAGUUCUGGAAUGAGUGGAAGGGUUAACUUACCUACUACUGUACCUAACUUUAAUAAUCCUUCUCCUAGUGUAGUAACUGCUGCUACUACUGUGCAUGAAAGCAAUAAAAACAUAUCCACAUUUUCUACUGCCAGUAUGGGGACUGCACCUCCAAAUCUUGGGAGUAGCUUUGGUAGCCCAACGUUUAGCUCAACUAUACCUAGUACAGCAUCCCCAAUGAACACAGUACCUCCUCCUCCAAUCCCUCCUAUCCCAGCUAUGCCAUCUUUGCCACCAAUGCCUUCUAUUCCCCCAAUACCAGUUCCACCUCCUGUACCCACGCUGCCUCCCGUUCCUCCGGUUCCUCCGAUACCCCCUGUGCCCCCCGUACCUCCAAUGACACCUCUGCCUCCCAUAUCAGGAAUGCCUCCUAUGAACCCUCCACCUGUAGCACCUUUACCCACUGGAAUGAAUGGGUCUGGAGCAGCAGUGAAUAUGAACAGCGGCUUGAAUCCAUUGUUUAUUGGUCCCAUGAAUCCUGUAAAUCCUAUCCAGAUGAAUUCUCAAAGUAGUGUCAAGCCGAUUCCGAUCAAUCCAGAUGAUUUGUAUGUCAGUGUUCAUGGGAUGCCCUUUUCUGCAACGGAAUCUGAUGUGAAAGACUUUUUCCUUGGGCUCCGUGUGGAUGCAGUCCAUAUGCUGAAGGAUCACGUAGGUCGAAAUAAUGGAAACGGACUAGUGAAGUUUUUUUCUCCUCAAGAUACAUUUGAAGCACUGAAGCGAAACAGAAUGCUGAUGAUUCAGCGCUAUGUUGAAGUUAGUCCUGCAACAGAGAGACAGUGGGUGGCUGCUGGAGGUCACAUAACUUUCAAGCAAACCAUAGGUCCCUCCGGGCAGUCCAUCCCUCCUCCUCCCCAGCCUCAUUCUAGGUCCAAAUCUCCAAGUGCACAGAAAAGGUCGCGAUCGAGAUCUCCCCACGAGCAGGGUUUCUGUGUCUAUUUGAAAGGUCUUCCCUUUGAAUCGGAGAACAAACACGUGAUAGAUUUUUUUAAGAAGCUGGAUAUAGUUGAAGACAGCAUUUACAUAGCUUAUGGACCCAAUGGGAAAGCAAUCGGAGAGGGCUUUGUGGAGUUCAGGAAUGAAGCCGAUUAUAAAGCAGCGUUGUGUCAUCAUAAGCAGUACAUAGGAAAUCGCUUCAUCCAGGUUCAUCCAAUUACUAAAAAGGCCAUGUUAGAAAAGAUAGAUAUGAUCCGUAAAAGGUUGCAGAACUUCAACUAUGACCAGAGAGAAAUCCUCAUGAAUGCUGAGGGAGAGCCAGGCGCGCCAAAGUUGUGUGCACACAUAUCUAAUAUUCCUUACAAUAUAACAAAAAUGGAGAUACUUCAGUUCCUAGAGGGACUGGCAGUAGAAGAAAACUCUGUACAAAUCCUUGUUGAUACUAACGGGCAAGGUUUAGGACAAGCGCUGGUUCAGUUUAAAGCCGAAGACGAUGCUCGUAAGGCAGAGCGUUUGCACCGUAAGAAACUGAAUGGAAGAGAUGUUGUUUUGCGUUUGAUAACUGUAGAAGAGAUGAGAGAUAUUGAGAGAAACCCACCGUCUCAAGGGAAAAAGUUACUGAAAAUCCCAAUCCCAGGCAACGUGCCUCUGCCAGGAGCACAGGGUGCUGGUGCGGAUGAGCACCCCUUCCUGGGGGGCAACUCCAAAGAUGCCAACAACGGUCCUCCCUUCAAUUUCCCUGGUAACUUCAGUGGGUCUGGCACGUUUGGUCCCCCUCUCCCACCGCCCGGAAUAGGUGGAUUUCCAGAUUCCAGGCCAGGGAUACCUGCGGUUGCAGCUGCUGGCAUACCCGGUGCAGGUAUUGAGGUCCCAGGUUUUGCAGGCGGUCCGGGUAAUUUGAGUGGACCGGCAGGUUUUGCAGGGGGGCCACAGGCUUUUGGUAACGGUCCUGGCAAUCUAAGCGGACCCCCUGCCUUUGGUGCUGGUCCUCCAGGAAUUGCUGGUGGUCUUGGGCAUUUAGGUGGACCUCCAGGGUUUGGACCUGGGCCGGGAAACAUACAUAUUAGUGGUCCCCCAGGUUUUGGAACAGGGUCGGGGAAGCCAGGACCAACUGUCAUUAAAGUGCAAAAUAUGCCCUUUACUGUUUCGGUGGAUGAAAUUUUGGAUUUCUUUUAUGGUUACCAAGUGAUCCCUGGUUCAGUGUGCUUAAAAUACAAUGAAAAAGGCAUGCCCACUGGAGAAGCAAUGGUUGCAUUUGAGUCUCGUGAUGAAGCUAUGGCAGCUGUUGUUGAUUUAAAUGACAGGCCUAUAGGUUCCAGAAAAGUUAAACUUGUUUUAGGGUAGCUGUUAAUACAAAGUAGUUGUAGAAUAGAUCUUCAUAGUGCUGUGAUAAAUGCAUCCGGAUUGGUUUUUGUAGUGUUUCCAGGAUAGAACCUGUGGAUUGUUGAAAUUGUCCAACAGUUUGGUUUUGAUCCGCCCGAGCACUGGGUUUAGCCGUGACAGAGACGCUGCGAGGACAGAGCGCAGCGCGUACUCCUGUACAAAUCUGUGGAGAAGCGAGACCAUUCUUACUCGUCAUAGAAGUUGGUAAAACUCUACUGGGCACAGUGCUUCCUGAGGAAUCUAGCUUGGUUUUACAUAGUUUUGCUUAAGGGAAAGUAGGUGAAGUCAGUGAAGCUCUUCGGUGGAUGCUCUCGCAAGCCAUUGUAAUAUAGAUAGCUAUUUCUAGAUUUGGUUAAAAGCUGGCUGAAUUUGCUUUGUUUACAGGUCAAAGCUUUGUUUAAAGUCCUGAUUUUACUCUGCAACUGAAUGACUUCUCAGUGUACACAGAUUAAUUGUUUUGUGUAUGUAUUUUUUUUCCCAAGGUUCUCACUGUAUGAACAGUUGAAUUAUGCCCAUUGCUGAUGUGUCUACCAAACCAAUUCCUCUAAGUAUGAGCAGAAUUGUUCUGUAAAAUUCAAGCUGUUCUUUGUGGAAUAACCUUUAGUUAUUUAUAUAUUGCGAUUAUGACUGUGCAGAAUAAGACUUUUGCCACAAGUAUAGCUAACCUCAAAUGCUAUCAUACGAGUUUUCUAGAACACUCAUGAAACAUUUGCAGUAGAAGAAGUAACAACUUGAAAAAUACUCAUUAUUGUUUAAGUAGCUUGAUUUGUUAGGACUACGUUAAUCAGUUGGGAUAGGAUCUUUGACACUAGCUGGAUAUCGAUUUUGUAUUUCUCCCGUGUCUCUUGAACUGCUGACGUAGAGUCUUUGCUAAGAGAACCAAAGUGGUGGUGAUUGGUAGAAGAUUGGAGUCCAACUAAAGUUUUGAAUUAGUUUAUGUACAAAAGAAACUUCUACCUUCAGCAACUCUUGUCACAAUUAAUUGCUGUGGGGGAAUUAAGAGCUGAAACUUAUUUUUCUCCAAAACUUGAAAAUACUGAGUUUACUCUCUCUUUUUUUGCAAUAAAGUUGUGCUGUUGUAUUCCAAGUCUGUAAAGAGUUGCCGUUGUCUUUGCUGUGCAGUAAAACCUUCCGUGGAAAACCAGAGAAUUGGCAAGGAAGUAAUGACACAAGUGAGAAGGAGUUUGGUUUUUUGGUUCAUCCGUGCUUGGCUUAUGAGAAAUUUUAAGACUUGGGCAUCGCCUGAAACAAAAACAAAAAUCCUGCUAUUCCCUGCAAAUCAUUGUACUUAAACACGGUAAACUUGACACUUUAGGGUUUUUGGAAGAAGAAAAACAGUGCCUUUUGGUGUUGCAUAUCAUGGAGCACUGAAGUGUACGGUCAGGCAAAAUUGAGAGGUGCAAGUGGCAACAGUUUUAUUCAUGUGUGUAGGAGAGCUUUGCAAACCUGUGCAGCGCUGCAUCCUGAGAGGAUUUCCCAGGACAGGAAUAUGUGGAAGGACUGUAUGAAGGUGUACUUCAAUAAAGAGGCGGUCACAUUACACAGAUGCUUCUGUAACUCAUUAGCAUAACUUUGUUUUUGACAGAUGAUUAGGUGGUCCCAACUUUGGAAAAGUCAUGUGAUUUGUAUAUACUGUUUAAAAUUAAGCCUCCUGUUAAUAAAACUGUCUGUCUCUGAA
Colius striatus (speckled mousebird) is the source of this 4451-nucleotide messenger RNA. RefSeq names its product RNA binding motif protein 12 (gene RBM12). Gene Ontology annotation, biological process: regulation of RNA splicing. Lineage: Eukaryota; Metazoa; Chordata; Aves; Coliiformes; Coliidae. Gene Ontology annotation, cellular component: nucleoplasm; ribonucleoprotein complex. The transcript has 3 exons. Gene Ontology annotation, molecular function: RNA binding. Bases 92 to 2734 code for a protein of 880 amino acids. The record is from RefSeq and is a predicted model, not a curated record.